GAAGUUGUCUGCUGGCAAAGUGGUGAGGGUCAGCGAGGUGGAGAGUCCCCUGGACACGGCAGCAGAGAUGGACUUUGUUCGCUUCUACACAGCCCUGAUGUACAACGGGGAGACAGUCGUGGAAAAAUCCGGCAACCACAUGGGCUUCAUCCGCUUGGAUGGCUUGGAAGUUGGUUCUCUGCACAAGUUCUCCAUCAUCGAAGGAGGCCUCUGUGUGCGGAGGGACUAUCGCCUCCCACGCUGCACCAUGCCGCCGGCCAUCGUGACAUCGAUGGAGCCUGUCCCUGUCUUCAAAGGUGGGCACUACUUCGAGGUCUCCGUGCAGAGCCUCUUCCAGUCUAUCUCAUCCGCCGACAGGCCAAGAGUGCCCGAGACUAUUGGCCGCAGCGCAG
Molecule: messenger RNA, 392 nt
Organism: Symbiodinium natans
Lineage: Eukaryota; Dinophyceae; Suessiales; Symbiodiniaceae
Source: the annotation of a GenBank genome assembly